CAAAAUUGACGGGGACCCUCUUCUCCCUGCUUCCGACGUUUUGCGGGGGCCAACGGGGGAUAUUCUGACCUCGGUUUAUUUCCUGUCACCCUAAACCCCCCCUGUCAACGAGGCACCAUGGCCCAGUCCAACGAUCUCACUACCUACAUUCCCCCUUUUGCGAAACCGCUCGCUCCUUACGUCAAGCCCCGUCAGGAAGCUCUCCACAUCCGCCAGCGGGUGCCUGAGACCCGACCUGUCGAAGCGGCCGAUCGGCAGGAACCUGGCGCCGACCUGCGAGAUUAUCUCCAGCUCCUGCGUGAUCGGCAGCGGCAUACCAAGCUUCAGGUGUUUCAGUAUUACCUAGAGGAAUUGAGAGCGAAAGAGGCGGACGGAUCGAAAGAUAUGGAAAUCGAAGAAGAUUCGAGUCAUCAACAAAUCCUACUGUUACCAGAGGGGCCCGAUGCAAAUGUGCCGGGUCACAAUGGCGCGGAGAUUGAUUUGGAGGACCUGGUACACAAGCUUGAGAGGGCGGUCGUGCGUGCCCGAGCUCGAUUGGACCAGGAGAAGCAUUUAUUCGAGAAAAUCAAGGUACAACAUGCCUCGAGGAAUGAUGCGUCGCCAGACGAGGUCACUCCAGCUGUCAAAGCACGGGCAUUGCAACGGACACGCGAUGAGCUGGUACAAUGGGUCGAGGAAAGGUUAUUCAGUGAAGGUGAUCCGGAUGAAAGCCUUAUACAAGACCUCCCUCCCGAAGAAAUCGAAGAAGCCCAACGACUUCUGGAGCAGCAGAAAACACAGAUCAGCACACAGUAUGCUCUAUACCUUCAAGCACGACGAGAUCUCCUCGGCGCUGCCUCGCGCGCCUGCCAACCCGUGGUCGUGACCUCAAAACCACCUCCGCGACAAACCUACAGAAACGAAAUGAUCUCAGAGGAGGUACCAGCGCCAGACCCGCUGGACGUUCUAUCCUACACCAACGAGACCCUGAUACCACUUUCCAAGUGCCAAAAGGCCCUCGCCCUUCAGAAAACCUAUCUCACCGGCCUCCUUGCAAAGGAAAAAUCCACUACUCUCCGCGCCCUCCACCGUCUCUCUGACGAAAGCCACCUCCUCCCCGAAUACCCCAUCCUCGCCCGACAGCCGCGCUUUAAACACGCCGUCGCAGCCCUUAACCCGCGCCAUGCCCCCAAGUCCACCGACAGACCCCAGCCUGACGAAGUAGUCGAACUGGCCGAAGCAUGGGCCUUUGCUUCUGACGCUGCGGCGACCAGUGAGCGAGAGUACGUACAACAAAAAGUGCUGCUGGGUACGGAGGUUGCUCAGGAUGCGCGCAAAUUGUUGGGUGACGUUUACGGUACUCUCAAUCAGGAUCUGAACGAGGUUUUGCGCGGUGGGACUGAGCAGGAUCCGGACGUGUCUGACAUAUGGGCCUCAGAGGCUCGGUCAACACGUGGCACUGGAAUGGGGUUAUCGGGGGGCUCUAGGUUGGAGAAACGGCUGAAGGGCCCUUGGUCGGGCUUAAAUGGGCGUGUCGGGAUCGAGUGAGUCUGGGGAGAUGUCGGGCUGUACAUGUUGCCAACUCGACUUGCAUUGAAGAUGUUGAUCCGACGUCAACAUGACUAUAUAUGGUCAAAUUGACACGUCUCAUUACAAAUUCUAUCCACCACAUUUA
Penicillium brasilianum is the source of this 1654-nucleotide messenger RNA. NCBI's taxonomy places the organism in Eukaryota, Fungi, Ascomycota, Eurotiomycetes, Eurotiales, Aspergillaceae. The record is from the annotation of a GenBank genome assembly.